AAUACAUCAUCCAUUCUCUUCGAAAUGGAAUUCCUCCCCCACCUCUCCUGUUUCCUUGUUAGCUGGAAAGAGCACCACAAGCGCUCGAAAUAUAUGCGUAUGGACGAAUCGAGGAUUCAUCAUGAUGAACGAGCCAUACAUCCAUGCCAUUUGAUAUGAUUGCCGCUCGCCCUCACUCUCGUCUCGUCUCGUCUCGUCUCUAUGGGAGAGACCAUCGGCCGACACGAGACCAAUUAGCGACCGUUCGGGCUCGGACCAUGCGUGAUCCUAGCCCGAACCGAACUCCGUUAACGUAACUAUUCCGGAGGUUCCUUAGAACACAACUCAUCCCAUAAACGCCGCACCGGAGUCGAGCAUCGGCAGCAGAAGAUAAAGUCCCUCCCCACCCCCACCCCUACCCCCUCCCUCCCCUUCUCGGUCGCUUGGAGAUGCCAUUUUAGUCCUCGGAGAAGUAGACCAUGUCCUGAAUGGGCUUGCAUAUAGUGAACUAUGAAGGGCUACCAUUCUAUGGAGCAUUAAGAAUUUACUUGGGACCUAUAUGCACCUGUACAAUGAAGAGUUUACAAUUCCAGCGAGCACCAAUUCUGGCAAAUGUUCAAAUGUCUUCUUUCAAUGCAUCUCGAGCAUUGAUCCACGCUUAUUCCUUUCCCAAAGAGUACUCUGUUGGAGCUUUGCAACUUGUCAACGAUGAAGAAUCAUCUAAACUCAAUAAUCAGCCGAUGACUACAGAAUCAUCCACCGAGCAGUAUAAAACUGAGAAGAUUUCAGCAGAUAGGGAUGGAGAAUGCCAGUUGCAUGAUUUAGACAAUGUUAAAUACGAGGAAGCUGGUGGUCCUUCUGAUCAUGCAAAACGUACUUCAAAUAUGUGGGACAAGGAAAUCCAGAGAAGGCGGAAGAUUGGACUAGCAAACAAAGGUAGAACACCUUGGAACAAGGGAAAGAAGCACAGUGAAGAGACGAGAGAGCUCAUUAAGAAGAGGACCAUAGAGGCCUUGAGAGAUCCCAAGGUUAAGAAGAAGAUGUCUGAAUAUCCUCAUUCUCAUAGUGAUCAGAGCAAGGCGAGAAUAAGUUCUGGGCUAAAAAAGUCAUGGGAAAAGCGCUUGAAACAUAGAAGAUCACAAGAGAAUUGCUGCAUUAUGUGGUCGGGAAGCAUUGCAGAAGCAGCAAGAAAAGGUGGUUCCGACCAACAAGAAUUGAACUGGGAUAGCUAUGAAAAAAUUAAAGCUGAUAUCGAAUCUCAACAUAUUCAGCAGAAAGGAGAAAGAGCAAGGGCCAGAGAAAUUGCAAAGCUAAGGGCAGGGAGAGUGUCCCAGAUUAGGGUAGAAAAUGUUGCAGGGCUUGCUAAACAGAGGAAUAACAAUGAAAAGAAGGCAGAAGCUAACAAAGUUGAGGCAUCAUCAUGGAAGAGAUCAGAGGAUGAGAAAAAGAAGACAGUUUUAUCUAAGGAUUUCAGACUUAAGGCAAGAUUGAUUAAGUUUCACCACCGUAAGAAGAAGUUGAGCGGAUUUAUCAGACUUCAGAGCAAGAAGAUAGUUGAGCCUGAGCCACUUACUGAGAAAUGGGAUUUAGAGGUUAUCAAGGCAGAAAUGAUGCAAAGAAAAAUUUCGCUUGCUGAUCAAAUUCAGGCUAUGAAGAGCAGAAAAGGGAAAUGCACCACCGAAGGAGUUCCAGCCUCGGCACCAUUUGAUUCUUCCGUCGAAGACAAAGCAAGAAGCUGAUAAUUCUUUUACAUCUACUUCGCCGCGUAAUAUACACCAGGGAGAAAUCAGCAUGCUUCUCCCUAUGCUGCUUGUAGUUUUCUAUCCAAUUAGAAUGUGCCUCUGCUAAGUUGUACCAAAAUUCAUUUAAACUUGCCACAUUGUAUUAAAUUUGAAUUCCAAAAUUGAUUGCCAAUCAGAAUGAUACCAAA
Messenger RNA from Elaeis guineensis (African oil palm), 1909 nucleotides. NCBI's taxonomy places the organism in Eukaryota, Viridiplantae, Streptophyta, Magnoliopsida, Arecales, Arecaceae. The record is from RefSeq and is a predicted model, not a curated record.